Messenger RNA from Chlamydomonas reinhardtii, 4618 nucleotides. RefSeq lists its product as uncharacterized. The transcript has 16 exons. Bases 177 to 2573 code for a protein of 798 amino acids. NCBI's taxonomy places the organism in Eukaryota, Viridiplantae, Chlorophyta, Chlorophyceae, Chlamydomonadales, Chlamydomonadaceae. The record is from RefSeq and is a predicted model, not a curated record. Gene Ontology annotation, molecular function: RNA binding; flavin adenine dinucleotide binding; metal ion binding. Gene Ontology annotation, biological process: tRNA processing.
GAGAGCCAAUUGCGGUGGAACUCUUCCAGCGACCGCGAAGCCGUUUUGUCUGCGCUUCAGUUAGGGUCUAGGAGCCGCCAGUUGGAGAACAUCAAUUCAACAUGACAGAACCGACAGCAAAUGUCGGGAAAGCUGUUGGCGAAGACGGGCUUUUGCCGCUGUUGAGCACUGAAGAAAUGCUGGCGCGGAACAUCGUGCCGGUGAAAGCGGAAUACCUUAUUCGCAAGCCGGCACUGAAACCCGCGGCGGCUGGAACAGAGCCGACGGCUGCCGGCGCAAACGGCGCCGGGGCUGUGCAGGACCCGACGGCUGCGGGCGGCAAGGGGAGCGGCGAGGCCAACGCCAAGCCUGAGGAGCAGAGCAAGAGCCAGGGCCGCAAGCAAAUGCGCAAGGACGUCAAGGCGGGUCGCGGCGCGGACCUGUGCUCCAACCACGCCUUGGGCCGCUGCACCUACGGCGACACCUGCCGCUUCAGUCACGACAUUGGAGCUUUCAUCCGCUCCAAGCCCGCGGACCUACCCGGCAGCUGCCCCUUCCUGGCAGCCACCUCCGAGUGCCCCUACGGCGUCACGUGCCGCUACGCGCGCAGUCACACGGCGCCCGUGUCGGACGACGCCAACCACCAACUGCUAGCCACGAUCCCGCCGCCGCCGCCCCUGGCCCUGUCCGCGCCGCUGCCCUCCACCGCAACCGCUGAUGAGGCGGCGGAGGCGGAGGCGGAGGCGGAGGCGGCGGGUCCGCUGCCGCUGCCGGUGCCGGCUGCUGGCGGCAUGGUGAAGGAGCAGAACGUGAUGAAGAAGGAGGUGCAGGCGCAGCUGUGGAAGAACCGGUACGACUUCUCGAAGGCCGACGGCAUUCUCAAAGAGAUGGGGCUGCGGAUCAGCUUCAAGCAGAGCGGCGGCGGCGGCGGCGGCAGGGGAGGAGAUGGCGGCGGCCGCGGUGGCGGCGGCAGGGACGGCGGCAGGGGUGGACGCGGCGGCGGCCGUGGCGGCGGCAGGAAGGGUCAGCAGCAGCAGCAGCAGCAGCAGCAGGAGGAGAAGGAGAAGGAGGACGGAGCUGGGGAGGGGAAGAAGCAGGCUGGGGCGGAGCGGGCGCCGGAGGCGAUGGAGGCGGAGGGUGCUGCGGGUGAGGCGGCGGCGGCGGACGUGGCGGAGGAUGACGACACGCGGGAGGCCAAGCGCCGCCGCACGGAGGGCUCGGGCGGCUCCGAGGCCGCAGAGGGCGCCAAGGCGGCGGCGGCGCCGGCAGUAGCUGCAGGACCGGCUGUAGCAGCAGCACCCAGCUCGGACGCGGCGGCGGUGGCUGCCCUGGCGGCGUCAGCGGAGGAGGAGGAGGCCGCCAAUGCCGCCGCCAACCCCGCAGCAACAGCGGCGGCGGCGGCGGCGGCUGACAAGGCGGAGGGCAGUACGGGUGUGGCGGCCCUGAGUUCGCGUGUGCACCCGGGGGAGCGGCGAAAGCUGGACCUGCGCGGCAAGACCUACCUGGCACCACUCACCACUGUGGGCAACCUGCCCUUCAGGCGCAUCGUCAAGGGCCUGGGCUGCGACGUGACAUGCGGCGAGAUGGCGCUGGCCACAAACCUGCUGCAAGGCCAGGCCAGUGAGUGGGCGCUGCUGAAGCGGCACCCGUGCGAGGACCUGUUUGGAGUGCAGGUGUGCGGCGGCUAUCCCGACGCGUUGGCGCGUGUGGGCCAGCUGCUGAGUCAGGAGUGUGAGGCGGUGGACUUCAUGGACAUCAACAUGGGCUGCCCCAUCGACCUGGUGUGCGACAAGAACGCGGGCAGUGCUCUGCUGCGGCAGCCCAAGCGCAUGGAGCAGAUCGUGCGCGCCACGGCGGCGGCGCUGGGCGAGGUGCCGCUCACGUUCAAGACACGCAAGGGCUACAACGACGGAGAGGACGUGGCGCACACCUUCCUGCACCGCGCGGGCGAGUGGGGCGCCGCCGCCGUGACGCUGCACGGGCGCACGCGGCAGCAGCGCUACUCGCGGCUGGCGGACUGGGACUACAUCGCACAGGUGGGCUCCAACUGCGCGGCCACGGGGCUGCAGCUCAUCGGCAAUGGCGACGUGUUCAGCUACACGGACUGGAACGCGCACAUGGGCGAGUCGGGCGGCCACCUGGCGGCGCUCAUGAUCGGGCGGGGGGCGCUGAUCAAACCCUGGCUGUUCACAGAGAUCAAGGAGCAGCGGCACUGGGACAUCAGCGCCGGUGAGCGGCUGGAGCUGUACAAGCAGUACGCGGCGGCGGGGCUGGAGCACUGGGGCGCCGACAGCCGCGGCGUGGAGAACACGCGGCGCUUCCUGCUGGAGUGGCUCAGCUUCACACACAGGUAUGUGCCCGUGGGCCUGAUCGAGGUGCUGCCCCAGGCCAUGAACCACCGCCCGCCCGCCUACCGCGGCCGCAACCCGCUGGAGAGCCUGCUGGCCAGCGACGACCCGCAGGACUGGCUGCGCAUCAGUGAGAUGCUGCUGGGCCCGCCGCCGGCGCCCAUCUCCUUCGCCGCCAAGCACAAGUCCAACAGCUACGCCUCGGUGCCGGGGGGCAGCUCGGAGGCGGACAUGGCGAGGGGGUAGCGCUGUGUGUGUGGGGGGGGCAGCUGGUGUGGUAAGGGGGUAGGGUGCGGUAGGGUGCAGCUGCGAGGGAGUAGCGCGAGGGGGUGGUGCGGUAGGGUGCAGCUGUGGUAGGGGGCCUUCCCGCGUGUACCGUAUGCGUCAUCUGACUACUGUUCGGGUGGAGAGGGGGGAGCGGUGACGCAGGGUGGGGUACUGGCGUGCGGGUAGUGUGAUGGCGCGGGGGUAUGCCGUAAGGGCGGGUGGCGGCACUGCGGCGCUGUAAGUGUGGCUGAAGCGGGGGCACCGUAGGGGUGGUGGGAGCAGGCAGCGGUGUGAGGCGGUGCAGGUAGCUAGGGGGAGCGAAGACCCCAUCCACCCGGAGUGCGCUGGACUCCUGUACUUGUAGCUAGCUCGGCCUGGGGAAACUGCAAGUAAGGCCGCGGGCAGCAGCCAGCGGCAGUCCGCCGGUGCCUGGGCCGCGGACUGCGCGGUGGUCGUGGUGAGGUCUGGAGGCCUGGCGGUCUGGAGAGUGUUGCUCGCUGGUGUUGGAAGGCUGGCGAUCUCGGACAUGUAUGCAUCAGCAGUACAAGGGGCAACAAGGGACACACUCACACACCAGCUGCUGAGCAGCACCGCCGGUCUGUGGAGAGCUCGGGGUAGAUGGAGCCGGUCUGGGGAUGAGAGGUAGCCGGUAGUGGCGUCGUGCGCGGCACUGGUGCAUGUGUGGUGGAGUCUUGUCCAUUUGUUUGCUGACGCACGGCUCGCUCGAGGCCGCUGCCAAUGCGGUUUUGCUGUGGACUGUUCGGAGUGCGGGGUGGCUGUGGUGCCGCAUUUGCUGCUGCUAGUGUUGCCGAUGCUGCUAGUGCUGCUAGUGCUGCUGCGGGCGGGCGAACGGCAAGUGGGAGGGCGUGUCGGCAGGUGCGGCGCAGUGAGAGCACACUGUGUGGCGGUGCGGGGGGCAUGCACGGGUGUCACGUGCGUGUGCGCGGCGGACUCGGAAGUCAUGCGCUCGUGAUGGAACAUGGCAAGGGGCAGGAAAGCGUAGUCCCGAUGUGUGUGGCUCCCACCCGUGCCCACAUAAAUGCGUAGCAAGAAGGGACAAGGCAUUGGUGCGUCGUUCGCGCGCUGUUACUGUACCGACGGUAGCUGGCAGGUUGUGUCGAUGUUUUGCUGACGCGCAUUCCUCACGCUCCGGGCGCCCGGCCAAGGCGAUAGCACCACACAGACUCAAUGCGACGCCACACCGCGCGGAUAGCAUAGCCGAUGCGCACCUGCAGGCAGUCGACCGGCGUCCACGGAUGAGCUGUGUAGACGAGCACUAGCGUAAUGCAACGGCGUGCAGCAAAACAAUGGCCGGGCGACAGUGUGACAAACAGGGGCAAGAACAAGGCGAAGCAAAGCAGAAGAGGGGCCCGAAUGUGUACGACAAUUGUGGCGGGCAGGCCGAAUGCGGUGCAACACGCCAACAACACAACCGGAGGUGAGGAAGCGUUGCUGAUGGUGAGGAUAGGUGCUGCGACGUUCGGUAGGGGAGCUGUGGCCGCGCACUAGUUGGGAGGAAGUUUCCGAGGCGUUGUUUCCGAGGCCUUGUUUGUGGCUGAUGUUUGUGGCUGAUAAAGAAAGAAGCAGAGUUUCGGCUGUGAGCGGCUGGCGAGGAGAGGCGGGGGCUGUUGCGUUUUGGAAGGCGGGCGGAAGGCCGCACACGCUGGGAGUCGGGCAGGCUGUAGAUUUUGCUGAAGCUGCGUUUGAGAAGGGAGCCGAAGGGACAGCUGGGGUGGGACAGUUGGUGUGGGACAGCUGGAAGGGACAACUGGAAGGGACUACUGGAAGGGACAGCUGGGAGGGGACAGCGGAUGUGGGACUGCUGGGGUGGGACAGCUGGGGAGAGGCACGGGACAGCUGGGGAGAGGCACGGGACAGCUGGCAUGGGACGCUGGGUGGCUGCAGAGGCUGGCAGCGCUGGGGCUGGUACGUAGGUGGGUACUUGGGUACGUGGCUGGAGUCAUGCGCUGCGGAUGUCACGUCGGCAUUUGGAACGGCCAAUGAUUGCUUCAGGAUCUCUGUUU